Neospora caninum is the source of this 900-nucleotide messenger RNA. Its product is annotated as SRS domain-containing protein. The record is from RefSeq and is a predicted model, not a curated record. Bases 1 to 900 code for a protein of 299 amino acids. The transcript has a single exon. Gene Ontology annotation, cellular component: membrane. Lineage: Eukaryota; Apicomplexa; Conoidasida; Eucoccidiorida; Sarcocystidae.
AUGGCGAGAUAUCUUGUCCACGCGGGCGGCGUGUUUCGCCCUCUAGGUCGCGCUCUGUUACUUGCUGGGCUCAUUCAGUUUGUCAACCGCACUGCACAAUCCGAGGCAGCUCAGGCGAUGACUGAGAACUGCGAGAGUGGCGAGAUCCAAGUUUCGUUGACUCCCGGUAACCUGGCCGUCAAGCUAACGUGCUCGGGUAAAUCAACACUCUCUCCAAGUGAAUCCAAGGCACUUAAAUACUCGAAUGGGAAUUGCGAGGAUGGAGACAAGACAUUCGAUGAAUUGCUAGGAGAAGGUGCUACAGCGACCUGGAAGGGUUCGCAGCUGGAAAUCACAAAGCUACCCACCGAAGCAAAACAAAUAUGUUACAAGUGCAAGGAUGAACAAGCAGUCACCUGCACAGCGGUAAUCAACGUCCCGAGCCAGCCAAAAAGUUGUAAAACUGCGGUGUUGCCGAGCCGUAGUUUGAAAGCCGCAUCAGGAGAUCUCGUUCUCGAAGUAGACGGCACGGAGCCAGUUUACUUCACAUGUCCGGAUAGUCACACUCUGGAUCCCUCGGAAACAAACCAGGCAUACAUUGGAGCAGAUGAAUGUGGUACUUCACCAACUGCAAGAGAGGACUUGCAGCGGAAGGGAGAUCAAAGGAAGGCUUACUCGUUCCAGCUGACGAAAGAACCGACGAAGCAGGAAACGUUUUGCUACAAAUGCAGGAAAGCAAGGGGUAAGGCAGGCGACGAGUGCACGAUUAAAAUCAAAAGCGUAACGACAACCACAACAACAGCAACUGGAUCGUCAGCAGACGAUGAAUCUACGGAUUCAACUACUUCCGGAGCAGCGACAUUGAACUACAUCACUGGCCUCGUCUGUGCGGCUACCAUGUGGCUGGGCUACCUUUUGUAA